Meriones unguiculatus (Mongolian gerbil) is the source of this 9100-nucleotide messenger RNA. It is a transcript of the gene Kdm7a, whose product is annotated as lysine demethylase 7A. Lineage: Eukaryota; Metazoa; Chordata; Mammalia; Rodentia; Muridae. The transcript has 20 exons. The record is from RefSeq and is a predicted model, not a curated record. Gene Ontology annotation, biological process: protein demethylation; regulation of transcription by RNA polymerase II. The coding region runs from base 105 to 2918 and encodes 937 amino acids. Gene Ontology annotation, molecular function: transcription coregulator activity; histone demethylase activity.
GGGGCUGUUGCUCCGGCUGCUGCAGGAGGCGGCGCUGGCUGGCGGCUGCGCUCGCUCCAGUCGGCGAGCGGAGGAGCGAGCGAGCGUGCGUGUGUUUUUUAAAGAUGGCCGGAGCGGCGGCGGCGGUGGCCGCGGGAGCAGCGGCGGGAGCCGCCGCGGCGGCGGUGUCGGUGUCGGCUCCGGGUCGGGCCUCGGCGCCCCCUCCGCCCCCGCCCGUGUACUGUGUGUGCCGGCAGCCCUACGACGUGAACCGCUUCAUGAUCGAGUGCGAUGUCUGCAAGGACUGGUUCCACGGCAGCUGUGUUGGUGUAGAAGAACAUCAUGCUGUUGACAUUGACUUGUAUCACUGCCCUAACUGUGCAGUUCUACAUGGCUCUUCUUUGAUGAAGAAGAGGAGGAACUGGCACAGGCAUGACUACACAGAAGUGGAUGACGGCUCCAAGCCUGUGCAAGCUGGAACCAGGGCCUUUGUUAAAGAACUACGUUCUCGAGUCUUCCCAAGUGCCGAUGAAAUCAUUGUAAAGAUGCAUGGCAGUCAGCUGACACAAAGAUAUCUGGAAAAACAUGGAUUUGAUGUCCCUAUUAUGGUCCCUAAAUUAGAUGACCUUGGACUCAGGCUCCCUUCACCUGCUUUUUCAGUGAUGGAUGUGGAACGUUAUGUAGGUGGUGACAAAGUGAUAGACGUCAUUGAUGUGGCAAGGCAGGCAGACAGCAAAAUGACACUUCACAAUUAUGUUAAAUACUUCAUGAAUCCUAACAGACCAAAAGUGUUAAAUGUGAUCAGCCUUGAAUUUUCGGAUACAAAGAUGUCUGAAUUGGUGGAGGUUCCUGAUAUAGCCAGAAAACUUUCCUGGGUGGAAAAUUACUGGCCAGAUGAUUCAGUCUUCCCCAAGCCCUUUGUCCAGAAAUACUGCUUAAUGGGAGUUCAAGAUAGCUAUACAGAUUUCCACAUUGACUUUGGUGGGACUUCGGUCUGGUACCAUGUCCUUUGGGGUGAGAAGAUUUUUUAUUUGAUAAAGCCAACAAAUGAAAAUUUGGCACUCUAUGAAUCUUGGAGUUCAUCUGUGACCCAGAGUGAGGUGUUCUUUGGCGAUAAAGUAGAUAAAUGCUACAAAUGUGUGGUAAAGCAGGGACAUACCUUAUUUGUUCCCACAGGGUGGAUUCAUGCUGUGCUCACUUCUCAGGACUGUAUGGCUUUUGGGGGUAACUUUCUUCACAACCUCAACAUUGGCAUGCAGCUCAGGUGUUAUGAGAUGGAGAAAAGACUAAAAACACCAGAUCUUUUCAAAUUCCCUUUCUUUGAAGCCAUAUGCUGGUUUGUAGCCAAAAGUUUGCUGGAAACCCUGAAAGAACUGAAAGAAGAUGGUUUCCAGCCUCAAACUUACUUAGUACAGGGAGUGAAAGCACUGCAUACUGCUUUAAAAUUAUGGAUGAAAAAAGAACUUGUAUCUGAACAUGCCUUCGAAAUUCCAGACAAUGUUAGACCUGGGCAUCUUAUUAAAGAACUUUCUAAAGUAAUUCGAGCAAUAGAGGAAGAAAAUGGCAAACCAGUUAAAUCUCAGGGAAUUCCUACUGUGUGUCCAGUUUCACGGCCUUCAAAUGAAGCAUCUUCACCGUAUCAUUCCCGGCGAAAGAUGAGGAAACUUCGAGAUCAUAAUGUCCGAACUCCUUCUAACCUAGAUAUCCUUGAGCUUCAUACAAGGGAAGUCCUCAAAAGAUUAGAGAUGUGUCCAUGGGAGGAGGACAUAUUGAGCUCUAAACUGAAUGGGAAAUUCAACAAACAUCUCCAGCCAUCUUCUACUGUACCUGAAUGGAGAGCAAAAGAUAAUGAUCUACGAUUACUGCUGACAAAUGGAAGAAUAAUUAAAGAUGAGAGACAGCUGUUUGCAGAUCGGAGUCUUUAUACAGCAGAUAGUGAAAACGAAGAAGACAAGAAACCAACAAAGAAGGCAAACAUGAAGACAGAACAGAGCUCAGGAAGAGAGGGGAUAGAAAGUGGAGGAUCUCCAAAACCACUUAACAGAAUCUUUACAAGUGUGAAAUCGGAACUCAGGAAUAGAACAUCAGAAUAUUCUGAUGUUUCUGAUUCAGAAGACUCUGGACCUGAUUGCACUGCACUGAAAAUUAAUUUUGCCACUGAAGAUUCUGAAAGUUCAGGUGAUGAAAAGAAACAUAAAAUAACAUCAAACUUUGAGGAAUCUGAUAUAGUGAGGAACCUCCUUCAGAAGAGCCAGAAGCCAUCUAGAAACGAAACUCCAGUUAAAAGGGAAUGUCCUACCUCGACAAGCAUGGAGGAAGAAGCUAUCCAGGGCAUGCUGUCCAUGGCAGGGCUGCACUAUUCCACGUGUUUACACAGUACAGACUGCAGUGGUGACAAGGACGCUCUCCAGGAUCCCAGCAGCUGCCACAGCAGUCACCCUGAGCUUAGACAGUUGUAUCGCUGCGAUAAACCAGUGGAAUUUGGAUACCAUGCCAAGGCUGAAGAUCAAGAUUUGAGGACUUCUUCCUGGACUAAACAGUUUGAUAGAACUUCCAGAUUUAAUACUCAGGACUUAAGUAGAAGCCAGAAAUACAUCAAAAAGGAAAGCUCUUCAGAAAUCAGUCAGAAGGCACAAAGCAGGCAUUGUGUGGACAGCAAUAACCCAAGCAUUCAGAAUGGAAAGUACAUGCUGAAUCCCAGUUUGGUUUCAGGGCCAUGCCAGAUAAGUAAUGGCAGUCUAAGCCCAGAAGGGCCUAUUGGUGAAACUUCUUUUUCAGUGCCCCUUCACCCCACCAAGAGACCUGCAUCAAAUCCACCACCUAUUAGCAACCAGGCAACAAAAGGUAAACGUCCAAAAAAAGGAAUGGCAACAGCCAAACAACGUCUUGGGAAGAUCCUUAAAUUGAACAGAAAUGGCCAUGCACGUUUCUUCGUGUGAGAGCUGCCUUUGCAGUCACUCUUCCCUUUGAAGGCCAGUCUUGGGGUAUGGAAGCCUGGAGUUUCUACCAUCCCCUGGCUGGAGCAGUUUGUGUGUACAAUAAUACUGCCUGAAGAACAGAACGAACCUGAUGCUGCAUUUUCACUGUGCCACACCCACUCAGCAAUAACCCUUUGGACCUGGUGGGGGAGAAGAAGAAGGAGGGUAGAACCUUAAAAAGAGACCUUGAACUGGAAAGGGGUCUCUUGUCAGGGCUUGAAUUUAAUUUGUUGUUGGUAGUGUCUUGAUUUAUUUUCAGUAGUAGGAUAAAGAAUUAUCAAUAAUUUAUUUAACAGAUUUUUUUAAAAGUUAACAGCUUUUAAAUUCUUUCUUUUUUAAAGCUAUUUAUUUGGAAGACUUCUGGAGAACUAUCUCACUAAUUUAGAUUUAAGAAUGUGAAGGUUUUUAAAUUAUUUUUGAUAGUGUGUGUGUUACGUGUGGAGAAGAGCCACAGUAACAGUAGCUAGUCUGGACUUUUAAAUUUGAUAUUCAGGUUAAAGUCUUAAACAGGGAUUUGAUGCAUUAAUUAUUUUAAAUUAAGAUGUAUAUGAAAUCAUUUUAUUUUAUAUAUUUCAUGUGUUUUUUAUAAGCUAUUAGCUUCGCUUUUGCUAACAUCCAAGGUGCAUACUGUAAUCCAGGUUGAUUCCCUUAUACCCCAUCCUCCCUCUGCACAGCCCUCCCCAAUGUUUUGAGAUGACCCGAGACUUCUCUUUGCAGGGAAAUACCUUCAUAGCCAAUGUUUAAGAACCACAUAGACAAGUCCUCACUUCUCCUUUCUUUUGACAUUGUGGUUUGCUUCUACAUGUAAAGAAACAGGCUUGUUUCAUUUUCAUUUCUCCUGAUGAUAUCUGGGUCCCAAAGAGAACAGCUUUAAUAUCUUUUUCCUGCUUAUGGGGAAAGUAUAAGUUUGGUUAAAAUGUCCUGUUUGUAGUUUUUCCAAAAACAUUUAUAAUUACAGAGGGCCUUCUUCAAUACUGCUGGUGUUGGAAGAGCCAACAUCUACUAUAGGUUAUAUCUUACCAUGCUUUUAUUAUCUAGACAUAAUUUUUUUAGAAACACAAUUUGAUUUAGGAUAUUCAGAUCUGCAUAAAAGUCAUAAUACAAUAGGAUUAUGCUAUAUUAAGUUGUAAGUAGUAAGCAUGUUGGAAUAGAUUUGUGUGUGUAUAUGUGCUUUUUUAUUUUUAAUUUUCAGAAGAAUUAUUUCAAUAUAGAUUUAGAGUAAAAUGGGUGCUUUUUGCAGUUUCUUCCAUCUGUCUUGGCUAGUAGCAUAUGGAAGUUAAGUGUCUGGUUGAACUUUAAUUAAGAUAAUUUAUCUCCUAUAUGUACAAUUUUUACUAAAUACAAGUUUUCAGUUGUUUAUAUAGUAAUUUUUAGUUUCCCCAUUUCCCCUUCAUGGCAUAAAAAUAAAUUGAUAUUGAGGGGUGUUAAGGUAUCACAUUUUACAAAUUCCUACAAAAACAAUAUAGGCAAAUAACAUGAAAUUUAUUUUUAUUGAAAAAUAUGGCUGUAUAUUGGAUUUUGUCUUUUUCACUCAGCAAGGUAGCUAAACUUUUUCUUCUCUAUUAAGCACUAAAUUAAAAGAAUUAUGUACUAGUAUCUUUCAUAGUUGCAUUGAAAAUAUGUAUUUCCAAAGAGAAAUAUUUUUUGUUUUCUCUCUUUUUUAAUAUGUCAUGGGAUAAGGACAUUGCAAAUUUACAUUUUUCAGUCUUAUUUUGGGUGUCAGGAAGAAGGAUUUUUAUGGAAUUCUUAGUAUCUGUAGACAGCCUCUCUAACCCCUGCCUACACCAUGCCAUAACUAGUGGAGAGAGGGAUGCAGUCAGUUGGUUGUAUCUCAGGAUGCAAAAAUCUGGAUUUGUCUGAUUGCUUGCCUUUCCACAAGAUAUCACUGUGAUGUCUUAGUUCUCUGUUUUAUUGUUAGAACACACAUUUUUAUUUGGGUUAAGAAAUAAUGAUUAUUUCUUUUUCUAGUUACAUUAUGAUGGAUUUUUUAAAAACAAUUCUAAGUAUUUUAGUUGGUUUUUUUUUUUGCCAUAAAAUUAAAACAAUUUACUUUUUAUGAAUUAAAAUUGUGUCCAGUAUCUACCCUGUGUCCUUAGUUUGACAAACACUAAUUUUGAGUUGAUAGUAUAUGGAAUUUUUAAAGUGACAGUACUGUGGAUUCAUUUUUAAAAAUCAUUUUAGUCCAUUAACUGACUAAAUUACAAAACUUUUAGCCAGUUAAUACAGCCACUAUGAGAAUAUCUCUGUAUGUUUUUCUAAUUGAUCAAAAAUUCAGCCACACAGCCAUUUAUUUUCCUAGUAAAACUUCUAAUAGUUCCCCAGCUGUGAUGUGUUCUUUUAUCUUGUAGAAGUGGCAAGACUUUGAUGUAUGACUACUGCUAGGAUCUGGGCUCAACAGUAAUAAGCAGUCUCUGUCUUUCCCAUAGUCUCAUUUAUAAACAGUAUACCACACCUUGAGCAAGAAGACAGUGGUGAUAGCAUUUAGUUAUAAGCAAGUUAAAUGAGUAAAAUUGAAAACUAUUUAAUACAUGCAGCUUUAAUUGCAGUAGUGAUCCUGUCUUAUUUCAAAUAAGUGACCCUUAACCUGGGUUCUACUGUACUGUAGUUCACAACUUUAUAUAAUAUUAUGCUUCCCAGUAUUAGUGAAUGAUUAACAAUACAAAACUGGCAGCUUAGUAGUUCAGGAUCUUUGGAACAAAUUGAAAUUCAUAAAUAAAGUUCAUUUUUGAAGCACACAAUUGAACUAUGUACUGAAAUCACAAACUUAGAGGUGACAGGUCCAUCUAUAUCGCUAAAUUCUUAGCUUGAAUACUAUUUUGUUUUACUAAUUCUAAUUAACUCCUUUUUCAGUGUAUUUUACUGUGUUUAUUCAUAUGAGAUCAGCAGGUAUUUAUCAGACUUCCACUGUGUGCCCAGCACUAGUUAGUUAGUAAUAGGGGAAUCUCAAUUUCAGUUUUGCCUGCCUGUGAAGGUGUUUUCUCCAGAUGUUAGCAGUGUUAUUUUCAUUUAUAAGCAAACUUGAGCAGAAGGUGGCCUAUUUGUAAACAGAACAAAACAAAACAAAAAGUCCCAAUUUCAUUAGGUUCAACUGAGAUGUACCACUGUAGAAGUGAAAGUGUUUAAAAAUAAAAGACCCACGUUCUUUAACAUUUUAAGAAAAAUUCCACAAGUUAGUCAUUUCUGUUGGUAAUGUAAGGUUAUGGUAUAGCUUGGAAAGAAGCAAGAGACUACAUUUUAGUCCAUGUUCUUCCACUUACGUCAGCCAAGCAACCCUGAGUCAGUAAAUUAUUCUCAGUCUUAUUUCUAAGUCCUAGUUUCCUUAUUUGUAAGUUUGGAUAAAACUAUUUAGUGAUAAUCAGCGAACAACAUUCUUCAGCUAUUAUGUCAUACUUAUUAAGUUACAAUUGGUGAUGAGUGUACCUUUAGAAAAAAUUUUAAAUGAAAACUGCUUCUAUUCAUCACACUUACUUGGUAUCAAAUAUAUACCGAGGGUAUGCUACCUAAAAACCUGAAAAAUUCCUAACAAGGUGCUACAUUAGAAUCAUGUUUUAUGCUUGAAAUGAAAGAAAAACAAAUGAGCUUAUUUGUGGACAAAAGAGUGAGAACGUUCAUCAUCAGGUCAUCAAUGGUUAUUUAGCACAACAGAAAAGCUAGCUUUAGGUUUUUCUUUAGUUUAGCACUCUUCUGUAGAUCUGGCAUAUUCUUCAGGUACUAAAGAUAAAAUAGGUGGUGAAUUUAAAGUGAUAUAGAAGCUACCCAUGGGAUUAGGGGAAAUAUAAGGUGAUAAGAAAAAGAGCUUCUCACAGACAGAUGUAGGUUAGGUACUGUAACAGCCUGGGGAGAGAGGGAAGCCACGAGUAGUGUAGAAAGGAGACUCAACUGAAUGAGCUCAAAAGUUAGUGUUGUCUUGCUUCAGAAGAUGCUCUGCAGUGGUGAAACACUCCCUGAGAGUUGGUAGGAAUCUUGGUAUGGCCUAGUAUAUAUACUGCUGCUAGAAAGAACUGUCAUAACAAAUGUGCAUUGUGAGUUUUCAUGUGGAGAGAUAUGAAACUUCAUAAUGCAAAUCUAAAUAGCUCUCAAAAACUCACCUUUCCCAUUACAUAUUAUACUAAUUGCUCCCAAUGUAAAAGAGAAGGUCUUGUCUUUCAUGUGCAAUGCCCUGGGUUUGAUCCCUAGCACCACAAAGAGAUCAAAAGGAGCUAAGGCUUGCAGACUGUUACUGGUAUCCUAGACUUUGAUUCAAUGCAAUUUCAAAAAAAAUUAUUUUUCUUUUUUGUCUAAGAAAGCUAGUCAAUAAGGGUGUAACUCAGAUAAGGACAGAGAUUUGGCCUAGAGACACCCAGUGGCUUUAGUUCCUUACACAGACCCUGUCUUUGACCCUUGCAGCCUCUCGUGGAUGCUGUUCUUGAAACUAGACAAAAAGAAAGAAUUAGCAUAUUUCCUAAUUUGCUGUUGAGCAUAAUUGCCAUUCAUUCUGUAGCCUUACUACUAACCCUGCUUUCAUGCCAGAGGUGGAAUAAAUAUUUGAUACUCUUUCUAUAAACAUUUUUAAAAGAUUUUAAUAAAAAAGAUAAUGCUUAUUUCCAAAGCAGCUGGCAUAUCAUCGCUACCAUGGCUUUAUUCUUCUGUAGUAAGUUUCCCCUCUUUACUGGGGAGAGGCAAAUAACUCUCACUGGAGAAAUCCAUAGGUCACCCUUGUCACCUUUGGUACCCUUCUAGUUUAAGUCUUUGUCUUAAUUGUGACAUUACACUUUUUGUUUAAAACCGUUUAAAAGUUGUAUUCAGUGAUUCUUCCAACAAAUUUACCUGCUCUGCACUAUUCAUAAAUGAAACCCUGGCUACCACGUAGCCCUUGACCUCCAGGUAGUUUACCUAUGCAAGACUUGUGACACUCUGGAUUCACUUUUCUUCAUUACAGAAAACAGUCGUAAAUGUAACGUAAUCAUAAAAGGUUUGUCUUCAAGUUUUUUUUUUUUUCCAAAAUAUCAGCUAUUUCCCUCUGUAUUUUUUACCAAAACAAUUAUUGUAAGUGCUAGAAUAUAUACUGUUUUGCAGGAAUAAAAUAACCAAGACAUAUGCUUUGGUGGAUUUUGUUUGGUAAGAAAUGCCAGCACUAACUAUAGAGUUGAUUCCUUGCCUAGAAUAAAUUUUCCCCUCUUAAGAUUCAUAAGUAACAUUUUCUUUUCACAAAGCAUGCAUAUAACUUACACAAUAUAGUCAGGGACCUGAGGUGUAACUUGCUAAGUGAACCCCAAGGUUAUUUUAUCUUGCAAAAGAAACCCAAACCAAACUAAGGGCCUUACAGUUUAUGGUUAGACUGAAUCAAAUGCUGUAACCUCAGUUUUUCCAAAAACAGCUCCUGACUGCACAGCGAGUCAUGCAGUUGUUAAGUAUGAAAUAGCACUGAUAGGAAAUGCAUUUGCAUCUUUGCAGACUGUAUUUCCUUUGGAAAAGACUUUUCUACUUUUAAUAUAAUUAAGCCAUAACAGUUUCAUGCUGUGGAAAGGAUGAAAAGGUUCAUUUUAAGAGAUUAUAUAGUAUGAACUUUCACAUUUAUUGUGAAACAUCUAACUUUGCCAGUGUUCAGCAGGUUUUCUUUUGGGGUGUUGGAGGGUGGUACUGGGGAGGGAUAGUAAUUGUUUUAGGGGUUUUAACUCUGUGAAAUUUGAAAACAGGACAGUUGUUGGCUAAGGUACUUACUAGUUUUGUAGUAAUGUUUUGCUAGCCUGACUUUCCUUACUGUUUUUUAUGUCCAUGGUCGCAGUGACUGUUACUCUUGUUUGGAGUGUGUGCAGAGUCGUGUCUCCUCUGUGUGUAGGCAGUCAGUAUAUGCACACGUGUCCUUUGACUACAGAAGCACACGCUGUGACAGUGGAAUGGGGUGUGGCUGGGAGUGGGAUGCUGAAGCUUUAAGAGCAUUUGUUUUUAUUCAGAACAGUAUUUCCCAUCUUUUGCCUGCAGGCAGGGAAAGUGUACAGUAUUUAUUUUGUUUCUGUUUUACUCUGAAUUUGUAAGUCUUUAAGUAGCUUAUAUUAUUAUUAUAGGGGAAGACAAGUGACUUGCUUAAAGUUGUAUUUAGUAUUCUUCCUGAUUUCUGUAUUUUAAAAAUAUUGAAAUUAAAAUUGUAUUACUUGUUUUUUUAA